This is a messenger RNA of Cannabis sativa, 852 nucleotides long. RefSeq names its product protein FAR1-RELATED SEQUENCE 5-like. Lineage: Eukaryota; Viridiplantae; Streptophyta; Magnoliopsida; Rosales; Cannabaceae. The record is from RefSeq and is a predicted model, not a curated record. Gene Ontology annotation, biological process: regulation of DNA-templated transcription. The transcript has 2 exons. Bases 1 to 852 code for a protein of 283 amino acids.
AUGAAUGACGAACACACUUAUGAAUGGGAAACCAUCACGGCAGAGCUAAACAUCAUAAAACCGGUGAAUGAGAUUGAGAUACGGGACGUGCUAGGCAAGAGUCUCGACAAACCGGAAAAAUGGGAAGCAUUCUACGAAAUGUAUGCGAAACGGAUGGGUUUCGGCACAAGGAAAGACGAUGUACGACGUUCUCAUGGGGUCAUUGUAAUGCGGAGGUGGGUUUGUUGUUCAGAGGGUUCGAAAAAAAUCGCAUCACCGGACACACCAAGAAAAAAAAGACCUCAUGAUGUCACUAGAACCGGAUGUCAGGCAGCAUUGCGUAUUUUACUCACACAACCGUCUAACACUUGGAAAUGCAAAGAGUUCAGCACAAUGCACAAUCACGAGUUGGCUUCAUCAAUGGAGGUUACGAGAAAAUGCCAUGUCAACUUCGAGAUGUGUACAACGGGGUUCUUUGGUGCGAAGCGAGAAGAGAAGAUAGAGACGGACUCGAAGGGGCUGCGGGAUUUCUUGAUUGUCUCGCGAGAGAAGGAUCCUAAUUUCUUCGUUGUCUAUCGGGUUGACGACGAGAAUCGCUUGGCUAACUUAUGCAGGCGAGAUGGAAACUCACGCGUGGACUAUGUAGCUUUUGGGGAUGUACUAGGAUUUGACACAACCUACAUGACGAAUGAGUACAAUAAGCCCCUCACUGUUCUCAUUGGCGUCAACCACCAUUUCAACACAUGCAUCUUCGGAUUUGCUCUCCUCCUCCACGAGAAGCUUCCAUCAUAUUCUUGGCUACUUCAAAAAUUUCUAGAAUGCCAUGGAGAUAAGAAGCCAAGUGUUGUAGUUGCGACCAAGAUGCGGCCAUGA